AUGCCUACUCCGUCACACCAGCCAGCAGAUUUGACGCGGCUGUUCGACACGAAUCUCCAACCGCGUCGCCGUGUUGCUGCGAUAGAGCGAAUGAGCCUCCUCUCCGAGUAUCGUGAGACGAUACGCAGGCUGUUACAGCACAUGGUAUUUGCCCUCCUCCUGGCAAUCCGACUGUACAUGCUGCCUCUCCUAUACAUCUCCCACAAACUCUCGGUACACGACGACCCUUGGUAUCCUGCAAUCUGGGAUCUGAUCCUGCGUCCUGGUCGGACACUAGCCAAUUGCCGCCGAUGCCGGAAGAGAAAUGACAAUGUGACAGUUUGGAAAGCAUUGGCCAAUGUUGGAGACGGGCUCUUUGCUCCUGUCAGAAUAUUCGGGAGCUUGUAUGCGUUGGCCAGAAUGAUCGGCGAAGAUCCAAAUGCCUUACAAUCGGGUCCGUUCCCUCAGCCAAAUGCUGACACAAUCAGAGAUGUUGACGACCGAAGCAAGGACGAGGGCAGCGUGGAAGACCAAGGCACAGGAUCGUCGAACUCUACGCUUGAAGCACCCGUUAGUGCUUCCCAGAUAUACCAUGCAGCAUUGCUCAGUAACAGCACCCUCGAUGACUUGCUUGCAGCUUUUGAAGCCGACAGAGACAACCAGGCAAUGGGUGGCAGUCGCGUGAGGAUUGGCCACGGUCGGAAUGCAUAUCUUUCUGCUGUACCUCGUGAUGCAGCAGGUCAGAUUAAGCCGCAACAAUACCGAAGUCUGAGCAUUCGAUCUACACCUGAAGCGGUGCUGGCUGCUGGAAAGGCGGACGAACCAUUUCGCAGUCGUGAUAUUCAGUCAAGUCCACAGGAUUUUCAACCGCCCAAGUCCCCAGACAAGCGAGCCAACGCGUGCCUAGUGCAGGACCAAGGUGAAGUUCAAGAAGGCCACGAAUCACCCAAGAACAGCCCUGAGUUACACACAUCCAUUUACACCCGUUACCUUCCUGAGGUACAGCAACCUGACGGAGGACUAGAUGCGCUUGCUUUGGAUCGCUGCCCAACAUUUGUUCGUCGACAGGCUCAAAGCCGCCUUCCCAGACGAUCGGAAAGCAAAGACAAACAAGCCCUCGCCAUGUUGAAAGCAAGAGGUGCAGUGUCAACCCCUGAGCUCACCGCAUCUCCGCCCACCCCGACUAAACGCGUACGGUUGCAACGAAGAGUACGACCGAGGAAGAAUGUGGUGAACGCUUCGAACGACUGA
This is a messenger RNA of Fonsecaea multimorphosa CBS 102226, 1230 nucleotides long. RefSeq lists its product as uncharacterized. Bases 1 to 1230 code for a protein of 409 amino acids. Lineage: Eukaryota; Fungi; Ascomycota; Eurotiomycetes; Chaetothyriales; Herpotrichiellaceae. The transcript has a single exon. The record is from RefSeq and is a predicted model, not a curated record.